AGGAAGGCAGAUGUGCUGCAAGUUCUCAUUGAAUUUUAAUGGUGUUUUUGCUUCUUUUUUUUUUGUAUCAAACUUUUUCAACUCUGAAGGUUGGACGUUUAUCCUCGGAGGACGAUACUGUAACUUUUCGCCAUAUCACCAGGCGAGGUUGCUUUAGGAAUUACUACGUUUAAUGUGCCAAAUGUCGUGUGCUUUGGUGGUUUUAUUAAGCGCUGGAGUUUAGCUGAUUGUUGCUGAGGGUGAGAGUGAUGGUGAUGGUGAUGGUGAGGAUGUUGAUGUUGGUGGUCAGACUGUGUUGCAGGAAAAGAAAUAACGACCACCAGAUUGCUUUUCACGUUUUUAAUUUAGAUGCCAUUUCCUGUUUUUAGAAAGAAAGCGGCGAUGCAUUUUUAAAGAUUUUGUAUAUAUUUUUAGACUUUAUGUAGACUGUGGUUUUUUGGUUUUUUUUUUUUUUUUUUUCCUUUCUGGAAGAAAAUGGUGAUAUUUGCGGUUAAUUUCCCCGCCGCGGCUCCCUCGUCGGUGUUACUUCUAGGAUUUGGAUCCCGGUGAGAAAAGAUGAGCGAAGAAUCGGGAAAUCCAAACAACGAUGAUAGUUAUGCACGCGUGCGAGCAGUGGUGAUGACCCGAGAUGACUCAAGUGGUGGAUGGCUGCCGUGGGGAGGGGGUGGACUCAGCUGUGUUACGGUCUACAAAGUCAGUCGUCAGGAAGAAAAUGGCUGCACCGACUUUCUUAUCCAUGGAGAGAGACUAAAGGACAAAACAGUGGUUUUGGAGUGUAUAUUGAAGAAGGACCUGGUAUACAACAAGGUGACUCCAAUAUUUCACCACUGGAGGAUCAGUGACAAAAAGUUUGGACUCACUUUUCAGAGUCCUGCUGAUGCAAGAGCGUUCGACAGAGGCAUUCGCAGAGCCAUCGAGGAUAUCCACCAAGGUUGCCCAACAUCAUACGAUGAACCAGAAACUGAUGAAGAUGGCUUACAAGCAAACCAAGAAUAUACUUCUAACAAUACCCCAACAAAAGAGCCAUUCUCUCGACACAACAGUGUAGUGACCAGUGAGCCCUGUAGAAGCUGCUAUGUCAGAGCCCAGCCAUUUGAGGAGUUUAAUUCUUCCCGGAGACUUUAUUUUCCUCCCCAUCAAAACCAGGUCUUAUUCAAGUCGACGCGACACGUUAGCUUUCAAGAUGAAGAUGAAAUAGUUCGAAUAAACCCUCGAAAGGAUGUUUUAAUUCGAGGCUACGAGGAUUAUCGUCAUCCUAUUAUGUGUAAAAAUGACUUGGAAAGGGAGGACACAGAUUCUAGUAUUCCGUUUUCCAAACCAGACUCUAAAAAUUCUGAAUACCUUUAUCCCUGCAGUGAUGGAACUGAAUCCAACCCAGUCAAAGACUCCAAGAGUUCGGUGGUGUUUAAAACCCAGCCUUCUCCACUACUGAAACCGAAGAAGUCAAGACGGAGGAAGGAGGACGGGGAGCGCUCACGCUGUAUAUACUGCAGAGAAAUGUUUAACCAUGAGGAUAACUGGAGAGGACAGUGCCAGGAUGCCCCAGAUCCCAUAAAGAGAUGCAUUUAUAAAGUGAGCUGCAUGCUUUGUGCGGAGAGCAUGCUCUACCACUGCAUGUCGGAUUCAGAGGGUGAUUUCUCAGACCCUUGCUCAUGCGACACUAGUGAUGACAAAUUCUGCCUGCGAUGGCUAGCACUUCUAGCCUUGUCUUUUAUUGCACCCUGUAUGUGCUGCUACCUUCCCCUAAGGGUAUGUCACCACUGCGGUGAGGCAUGUAGGUGCUGUGGAGGGAAGCACAAAGCAGCUGGAUGAAAGAAAAGCCUGCAUAAAAGGAAGCGGAGCUUAACAUCUUUUUAUCUCCAGGAAGCAUCUAUCUUGGGUCUUUUGGAGAUUUGUUUUGGCCAGCAGAACCGGAUUACCGUCUGCGCAAGGAGCCGUGUUAUAAAGCUUGAUCAGAGGAAGCAGUUGAGAUUUCAGACGUGGAGAUUACUAAACAAGGCCACCAUGCUUAACUUCGUUCAAACGCAUAGUGUAACUUGCGAAGGAGGUUUUGGGUUUUUUUUUUGUGAAGAAAGCAAUUUAUUGCUUUCUCAGCUACAUGCGGGGAGUAUACAGUAUGAUUUAUGCUAAAGGGAUUGUUCUUGCUUAAUUUUUUUUUUUGUAUAUUUGCAAUUGGGUAACUGGGGCCACCUUUCAUUACUAAAGCAUUUACUGACAAUGUAAUUAUUAGACCUAAAAUACACUUUGACGGUGGGUUUCAUUUUAAAGAUCAACUAACAGUGGUGAGUGCAACUUAAUCUCUUGCUUUGCAGUGAGAUGUUCUAUGGUGGACUUUUUUUUGUGUCAAAAGAACGACGCCAUAUAAUUUAACAAAAAUCAAGGAUAGAUUUUGAUAUUGUUUUUCUGUAAGCCACUUCAUUUUAUUUAUUUAUUUUUACUGUCCCCUCCACAUUCCAUAUCAGUAUAUUUUAUUCCACUUGUAGAAUAAAACAUUCUUAUUUAUGUUACUUUCCAUUUUUGGUGAAAAUAUAUAUAUAUAUAUAUAUACACACACACACAUUGAAGUAUUGUUAUUGUUAUAUUCUAAAAAGGUGAUGACCAAUAUUUUCUUCACACACAUGUAGACUAAAUCCAACUCCUUUAUUUCUGUUAAGAAAAACUGUAUUAAGAUUUAAGAUAUUCAUCAGUUGUGACAA
Molecule: messenger RNA, 2696 nt
Organism: Polyodon spathula (Mississippi paddlefish)
Lineage: Eukaryota; Metazoa; Chordata; Actinopteri; Acipenseriformes; Polyodontidae
Product: sprouty-related, EVH1 domain-containing protein 1-like
Exons: 6
Coding region: 556-1812 (418 amino acids)
Biological process (GO): negative regulation of MAPK cascade; multicellular organism development
Cellular component (GO): membrane
Molecular function (GO): protein kinase binding
Source: RefSeq, a predicted model, not a curated record